AUGUUUAAUACAAAAAUAUUUGAAGGCGGGAACGGAUCGGCUUCGCCGUCGAUAAACAUCCCAAACGGUCUGCAACAACUGCAGCAACAACCACAACAACAGCAGCAACAAGGAGGGGGCAAUUUCGGUGAAAAUCUUAAUAUUCCUCAACCAAUUGAUAUCACAUAUCAGCGACAGCCAUCAGUGUUCAAUAACAGCAGGCUACGUAGAGAAUCUAUUGCUCACUCACAAGGAAUGGGAGGUGUUUCGUGGGGGUCGGUUACUAUUGGUUCGUGGUUAAAGGAUGAAGUUAUGAUGUUUGCAAAUUCACACGGACAAAACCUGCAGCAGAACAUGUUAUCUGCACAGCAGUCACAUGCCCAAGUGCAAGCUCAACACCAGCACCAGCACCAACAGCCUCAACACCAGCAAAUUCUGCAACAAAUGCAUCUGCUGAGUCAUGGUUUGGGUGAUAUCUCAUUGAAUCCACGUAGAUCAUCAUUCCGUUAUAACCCAUCUAUUUCGAUGGCUCAAUCGCCUCCAACAACUUCGUACUUGCCCGAUCUUGAAGCUGACUAUUGUAAAGAUUACUCUUGCUGUGGUCAAUUAUUGCCUACACUUCACGAUCUCUUACGUCACUACGAAGAGGCUCAUAUCAGUCAGUCGCCUCCUAUAGAUAACCCCUUGUUACAGCAGAACAGAAACAGACAAAACAACAACACAAUGCAUAACAUUAUGGAAACAGUGUCAACAAAUGAUGUUUUCUUGAACAACGGACAACAACACCAACAUCAACAACAGCAACAAGCUGCUCAUCAAGCUCAGCAAGCGGCUCAACAACAACAAGCUGCACAACAAGCUGCUCAGCAGCAGCAACAGCAACAGGCUGCUCAACAACAACAUCACAUUCAACAACAGCAGCAAAACCAACAGCAUCAAGCUAACCAGAAUAAUAAUUAUACAAUGCAGAAUCAAAUACCGACGUACCAACAAAACCUGCAGCAUCUUUCUCAGCUUUCACAACCACAGCCGCACAACCAACUUUCACAACAGCAACAUCAUAAUAUCCAACAACAAAACUCUGGUGUUGGCCAGGGUCAAAGUGGUUCAGGUGCCUCUACUUCUCUUCCAGGUACACCUGAUGAUGAAGAUUCCAUGUACAUAGAUGACCCAGCGCGUCACUUGUAUGUAAUGGAACACCAAGAGCACAAGCCUUUUAAAUGCCCAGUUAUUGGUUGUGAGAAGAAUUAUAAGAAUCAGAAUGGAUUGAAAUAUCAUAGACUUCAUGGACACCAAAACCAAACUUUAAAGGAGAACCCAGAUGGUACAAUUUCCAUUAUUGAUCCUGAGAGUAACGCCCCUUACUUGGAUGGUGCAGGUAUGGAAAAGGAUAAGCCUUAUAGAUGUGAAGUUUGUGGUAAGAGGUAUAAAAAUUUGAACGGUUUGAAGUACCACAGAGGACACACUACUCAUUGA
This is a messenger RNA of Dujonia railenensis, 1455 nucleotides long. The record is from the annotation of a GenBank genome assembly. NCBI's taxonomy places the organism in Eukaryota, Fungi, Ascomycota, Pichiomycetes, Serinales, Debaryomycetaceae.